Molecule: messenger RNA, 2114 nt
Organism: Heterotrigona itama
Lineage: Eukaryota; Metazoa; Arthropoda; Insecta; Hymenoptera; Apidae
Source: the annotation of a GenBank genome assembly
AUGCAAAGUUCCGAGUCUUCGGAGAAGCACAACGAGGAGACUCUUCAUUUCCACAGCGCGGAAGUCUCGAAACUUUGGUAUCGGACCGGGGCACACGGUGUUCGCUGAGAGAUAUUCAAGGUCGAUUGCCAGCAAGGUCAGGCACGACGGACAGAUAGGUCAAGGUUAAGGAGGAAGAAAGAGGGAAGGAGAACUCGAGAAGGUGCGAAUCGCGAAAGUGGAUGAGAGACAGACAGAGAGAAGGAAAGAGAGAAAUAACAAGAGAGAAGAUCGCGGCAAAUAAAUACAAAAGACAGAUAGUCGGUCAGCCAGAUGGAGAACUUUUCCCUAGCUUAGCCCCGUUAAAAUAUUUUUUACGACACUUUCCCCCGGCCAGAGAGAACCGGCCAGGGAGCCGAGGUUACUGACAGUCGAACUCCAGCCGAGUUUGCCAAGUUUCGCCAUUAGACACGGUUAAAACUUUGUUCGAAACACUUUCGUCCGCGUGCCGUCCGCGACCGUGAAAUAAGCGUGCUAAAUUCUGAAUAUUUUCUUCCUUCGCCUUUUCUCAAUGUUCGUUCGCCAGUCCCAAUGCCACGGGCCCGUUACACCGCGUCUCGUUCGCUCGACCUCCAGUUCCCCGCCGCCCCUUCGCGUUUCACCGCUCUUCCCCGAAACUUCCCCCGCGAUUCGAAUACUAACUCGCCGGGAAUGAAUUUAUGUAGUCGCUAAUUUACUUUGGGGAACGUAAACGAUCUUUGAAUCGAGCGUAUUAAGUGGAAGAUGCUAGUUCCGAAUAAAGUUACUCCUCGUUUAGAUCGUUCGAGCAACUUCUUUUCGAGAUGUUCCGUUGCUAAUCGACGCCGCAUCUUCCUACUCCUUUUAAACGAGUUUUCGCGUCGCGUCGGAACUACGCUUCGCAGUUUCGUUUCAGUUCAAAUUUAUCGAAACUUUCAAUUAGCAUUCGUAAAUGCUAUGACCUCGUUAUCGACGGUUCCUCUUCAGAUUAGUUUCGAUAUUUGCGAGUUUGUCCCCGUAGGGAAACUUUAUUCGCGACAGAUGUCGGACGCGAUCUAUCAUCUUGUCUUUAUAGAAUUUACUUUCUUCGGUUUUUCGAUAGAAAUGGAAUGGGUCUUCGUGGUCCACUAUGAAACCGAAUUUUCGAAAGAAUUCGAGGUAAAAUAGGGAAGCGGCAGCGCCGUGUGUUUCGUACGGCUGUAUUUGUUCCAUUGUACCGACCCCUGCCAUGCUAUAAAUAUUUUACGUGUUAUGAUUUACGCACACCACGGUGACUAUUGCGUUCUUCCCCCAGUUUCAUGUAUCUUUUUUUAUUCUCUCCAUGGGCAGCGUGUAUUUCACAAAGAGGGUAAAAUGUCGCGCGCAUAUUUUUUUUUCGAGCACGAAUAAAUUAAUUCGACCGCGUAAAAUCGUUAUUUACCACCAAACAUCAAUAACAUCGUUCUUUUUUAGUAAAUUAAAAAUUUGUUCUUAUCUCUGUUAACAUUUUCUUGUUAAUGUUUUCUUUUUUAUAAAUCAAAUAUUUUCUCGAAAUAAUCGAAACGUCGAUUAUUACCAGAGGUGUUUUCAGAGACGAAGGAAGACAGCAUUUCCACGGUAGAGGGCUAAUUGUCGUCGAACGAAAGGUCCGAGAGGGUGACCGCGUCCCCCACGGCAUCAACACGGUAAGGCACUCAAGCUCGGUCGUCUUUUAACUCGUGUAGUGCGCAUUCCUUCACCGUACGAGAGGGUUAAAUGCGGAGUUACUCCCCCUUUAAGCCUGUUAUACGUCUCGAGGGGGUAGUCGGGACCUCUUUCCUAUUUCCUGCCUGACUGCAGGAACCAAACGACUCUCGCAUCUUACACACACGACAUGCCAGAUUUUAGAACGAUCGGGAGACUAAUUUGGCACUAUUAAUUAUUAAUUAGCCAUUAUCCUAGUGGAAACUAACCGUGUGAUUUCGAUCCAAUGGAAAUUAACACUCUUAGCAUCCAAGAGUCAAUAUUUCGACUUUUCUUGUUCUUAGAAAAUGAAUUUUUACUGUGAAAAACGUCCCUAUUAAGAGAAACCAUACUGAGAUUUUUUUACAGCUUCAUUUUUGUACGAUAAUGUUUUGUAGUUUCGAGAUGGAGUAUAG